Molecule: messenger RNA, 2058 nt
Organism: Mercenaria mercenaria
Lineage: Eukaryota; Metazoa; Mollusca; Bivalvia; Venerida; Veneridae
Product: dopamine receptor 2-like
Exons: 1
Coding region: 443-1459 (338 amino acids)
Biological process (GO): G protein-coupled receptor signaling pathway
Cellular component (GO): membrane
Molecular function (GO): G protein-coupled receptor activity
Source: RefSeq, a predicted model, not a curated record
CAUGUUCGUCAGAUAUGUCUGUGUGAUGGUUAUAUGCAGAAAAUUGCUGACCAAUAGUAAGAUAAGCUUGUCAAAGCCCCAAGUGUCUGUGUGUUCGGUCAGUCGAAACGCUUAACUUGAAAUUGAAGUCUAACAUAUUUUGGCCAUUUGGGAUUAUCCAAUAGUUAUAAUUAUGAACAUCGAUUUUCGAUAGCAGUUUAAAUAUUGCGACUGACGUGCUAUUGAACAAAUAGUUUCAAGUCAAUUUCUGGUCUGGUCAAACUUCUGCAGGUAUUGGAAUAAAUGCAUCGGCUAUGUUUACGAAACAAUUGACACUGUAUUACCGCACGAUACAUGUUUCUCUGUAUUUUUUAUCGGAGAGCAAUGUGUGUUUAGGAAGGACUUUAAUGACGUAUAUAGUGAGAUAGCUCAUUCUUCUUAUAAAAUAUAUGUGGAUAAAAAUAUGAAUAACACAACAGAAUCAUUUCUAGAACAGGAGCUUUGUUCACAAAUCGUAUCGAACAAAAUUAGAACAACACGUAUUGUUGUUUAUACAAUUGUUGCAUGUGCAACGUACUUUGGGAAUAUUUUGAUUCUGAUUAGUCUUAGGAAGUUUUCUAAACAACUGAAGGGCACUCCUUACAUCUUGAUAGGAAAUUUAGCUGUCGCAGAUUUACUUUUAGCGAUUGGACUUACCCUUCAAAUCAUAGGAUAUAUUUUCAAAUCUCUGAUGGGUAAUGCAUAUUUUUGUGUUGUAAAAACCUGCAUUCUAGCAAUAUCGUUAACAGCAUCAGGUGUAUUGCUUAUGUUUAUAUCAUUAGACAGAUUUUGUGCGAUUGUGUUUCCUAUGAAGCAUUUGGUCCUUUCAACAAAAUGCAGACGAAGAAGGAUUAGACUUACGAUAAUUUGGGUGCUGUCUUUGGCUGUAAUUUGUAUCCCGGUAAUUACAAACUCCAAUUUAUCACCUGGAAAAAGCACGUGUAAUUCUUGUGACAUGAUCUCUAAGAGAAUAUCACUGGCGUUAGCUGUAUUUAUACCAGUUCAAUUCAUUAUCAACGUGAUCAUGUGUUUAAUUGUUAUAUGGAGAUUAAAAACAAAUACCAUGUCCAAGCGUAAAUAUAAAAAAAGUAUGAUCAAAUGUGGAUUAUUGAUUAGAGUUUAUGUGGCAUUUGCGAUAUGUUGGUCUCCCUAUGUUGUGACGACAUUUUUGAUAGAGACAACAAAUGAAAAACAAAAGUAUCUGAUUGUCCGUCAAUAUACAGCAAUUCUAGGUCUAAUGAAUUCUGCGAUGAACUGGAUAAUUUAUGGUUUAUCGAACAUGAAACUUCGAGAUUCUUUCAAGAACGUUUUAUUUUGUCGACACCAAAGGCAGCUUCACUUUUCAAAUUAUAUUCAGGCAAAAUCUUCUGACAAAAGAGAAUACAAAACUACUACUUCCGGCGAAGUUCAGCCUUGUGAAACAUGUGAGACGUUAGCUUAAACAAAAUAUUAAUUUGACAUAAUGAAAAAUGGAUAUACGAUAUAUUGAAUACUACUGGCUUGUUGUAAUGUCAGUAAGAUAUAUUCUAAUAUGCUUGUCUCUGUUAAAACACGCUUACGCUAGAAUGACGUCACGUUAACGUGCGGUAACGUCAAAGUUUUUGUUGCGACCAAAAAAAGAGCGCUACAAUAUUUCAUCUACUGUUUUAGAUUAAAGGCAUAUUAGAAUUGAAAUAAUAAUAAUAAUUUGUGCGGUAAAUACGUCGUACAAAUAAUUUCACUUGGGUUUCGCCCUCGUGAAAUUAUUACGCCCCACGUAUAACCGCCCAUCAUGCAUAAAUAGUGUUAAAGCAUAAAUUAUUUCUAUAAAUUAUUUCUUAAAUAACACACAGUUUUCAGCCUUCUUUGUUUAAUCAGAAAGAAAUCGGGUCGUGUUAGAAUCUGAUUUAUAGUAAGAAGUCCUAAUACAUCAUGUUUUUUCCAGUAUUUUACAGAAUGAUAAUCAGCAAUUGCAGCCACCAUCGGUGUUUUGAGCGCUUUAGUGUAGAGGAGGAUCGAACAGUGUCUAGUUAACGUAAAUGAAUAUGUGGGUGGCAGUAG